AUGGCGUCCUCCCAGCCAACAGCACCUCAUUCUCCUGAACGUGCACGGAAGUUCGCCCUUGUUGCAUCACUAUUUACAAGAGAACACGAUGAAUCACGGGAUACCAGCGAUUUAAAGAAGACUGGAAUCAUCCUUCGCUACAUGGCGCUCAAUCUCACAUCAGAUGAGGAUCCGAGAAAAGCAGACCGAUACGACACUCUGGCGCUUGAAUAUAGCAAAAAAUACAAUGAAACGAACAACCUCGCUGACCUUGAGACGGGCAUAUGGCAUCGCCGAAAAGCCCUUGAGUCAACUCUACCUGGGGAUCCCCAGUAUGAGAUCUACCUUGAGAGUCUCGUGGUGGAAUUAAGAACGAAAUACGGCGCAACAGACAGCUUAUCGGAUCUUGAUAUGGUAAUUAAAUUUCGGAAGCAUUCAAUUGAUAUUACUCCAGGCGUCGGUUUGCUUAGGCAAUUUGACCUAAAGCUACUUGGUAGGGAGUAUGGAUAUCGAUAUGAAAUAACAAAAUCCCUCUCGGAUUUUGAGGAAGCGGUUCGCAAUUACAAAUCUGCUCUUGACUUGAAUCCGGAUGAGAUAUUUAUGGCAGAUAUUUUUGACCAUCUUUCAUAUGUAUUUCGAAAACGAUAUGAAGAAACGAAUGAAGUAGAUUGCCUCGAUGUAUCGAUGACAUACGGCAAAAUUACGGUCGAUUUAACUCCAGAGGACAACAGCAACAAGGUUCGACGGCUUCGUAUUUUGGGGACGAGUUACAAUUCGAAGUUCUUACUAUCGCACUCCCUAUUUGAUCUCGAGCAGGCGGUUCAUUGUUAUCGACAGGCUCUUGCCCUGGUCCCAGAAACUUCUCACGAACGCUUCGAGCUUUUCGAAUACCUGGCGAAUUUUUUCUGGCAAAAGAGCUUGAGUACACUUUCCGCAGACGACUUGAUGGCAUCUAUACAAUAUCAUGAAUGUGCUUUUGAGCUGGAAACAUAUGACCGUGAAGAUCGUCAAAUUCUUUGCCGUGUCAUUGGAUCAGAGUUUAUUGUUAUGUAUCAAAGGACAGAGCAUCUUCCGUAUCUUGAUACAGGCAUCCAAAAGCUUCAUAACUUUGUCAACGAGGUUUUAGUUGACAAUCCAACGGAGAUGUUAGAGUGCCUGGAUAGACUCGCCCUCGCAUAUGAAUUGAGACACGGGCGAAGUGGAGAGAAAGCUGAUCUCGACAUGCUUAUCCAGCUAUGUAGGAGAACCCUCGAUGCAAUCCCAUAUGGUGACCCAUCUCGCCCCAAUCGCCUUGCAGAGCUUGCUUCUCGAUACGAAUACUGUUCUUUUAAAACUGGUGCUCUGGCCACUCUCGAUUUCGCAACUCAGCUACUCCAUGAAGCCAUUAGCAUUUCUCCUAUGGAGGAUGCCAAAAAGUGCAGUCUUUACGAGGCAAUUGCUGCAAAUUAUAAGUAUCGAUAUAAUAGAACGAACGAACUUGGUGACCUCAAUAGAGCCAUUCAGUAUGGUACAGAUAGUCUUUCUUUGGCACAAGAGGGCCACGAAGACCGCCCAAAGCUUCUCAUCUCCCUUGCAGAUCUUUAUUUACUUCAGCAUAAGAGAAGUGAAAGAAUGAUUGAUUUAGAAACAGCAGUGCAGUUGAAUCACCAAGCACUGGAUUCAGCCCCAAUUGAAGACCCUUGGAGAGACAUCGGACUUCAAAAACUUGGGCAUAUAUACAGAGAGAAGUAUGUGGUCAGCAAAAAUGAGGCAGACUUCGAUGCCACCAUUCAAUACCUUCAAUCUUCACUCGCAAAUCAGUCCCAUGAUCAGCGGAGCGUGGCAAAUGCACUUUCUGCACUUUUCCAAUGUUACUUUAACCCCGGAUACGCGUUAUGGCUACGAUAUUAUCGCCAUGCCGGUGAGGAAGUGGACCGCGAGGCAGCAAUGAGUAACUUCCGAAUGGUUUUGGACAGCGAUGGAACAUCCGUAAGCGACAAGCAACUUGCUGGGGAAAUUCUACUCUUCGCUCAUGCAGAGAAGGGAGAACGGACACGCGCAUAUCAAACUGCUCACAAGACGGUCCAUCUUCUUCCUUCUCUGGCGCACCAUGGUCUUGACAACCAUGACAAGCAGUAUUUUCUAGCCCAAGCGAGCUCCUUGGCUUCGGAUGCUGCUGCUCUAGCAGUUACAACAGGGGAAAAUGCAUAUGAGGCGAUUGAACUCCUUGAAAUCGGACGUGGCGUUAUUAUGAACGCCCUCAAUGAAAGAAGACUAGAUCUCUCAGCUCUUCGUGAAUAUUGCUCUUCACUUGCUCAAGAGUUGGUGACUCUUCGAGACCAGCUCUAUAUACUAUAUCAGUCACCACUGGAUAAUAUAGAUCAACGCCAUGAAACAAGCGACAGAUUUGAGCAAUCUAUCAGGAAUAUCAGAAAACUGAAGGUAUUCAAUCACUUUUUGAGGCCCCACUCAAAAAAGGAUAUGCACGCUUUUGCAAAGCGCGGGCCAGUUGUGAUUGUUAAUGCGAGCAUAUAUCAAUGUAAUGCAUUCAUCAUUGACAAAGAGAAUAUGUAUACCUUGCCGUUACCUCAACUGACACUUCUCGAUAUUAAUGAACGAAUAACGAAACUUCAACAUAUCGACAGCGAUCUGCUUGAGUGGCUUUGGGACACAAUCGCAGUACAUGUUCUGAGCAAACUGGGGUUUUGUCAGAAACCUCAGGAUGAUAAUAUCCCUCGCAUAUGGUGGGUUCUCACGGGACCUCUCAGCAAGUUCCCCAUCCAUGCAGCAGGAUAUCACAAACAGAACUCGGCACAGACUGUCUUGGACCGAGUGAUAUCAUCUUACGGUUCCUCUGUUGCGAUGCUCAUAUACGGCCAACAGAGCUGCAAUCAAGUAGACAAGCCUAAGGAGACCGGCAAGGCUGUCAUUGUGGGCACGAAGGAUCUUUUCCAUGUAGCCGAGGAGAUAGAAAACGUCAAUGAUAUCUGUGGCUCCAUGAAGCUGGACAUUAUGACCCCCCUGCCCCGCCGAAAAGAUAUUCAAUCAGCAAUGGACAGAUGUACCGUUUUCCACUUUGCUGGUCACGGGCGUAUGAAUAGCUUGGAUCCAUUGAAAAGUCAUUUGGUCUUGGAAGGCGAUUCACUUACGCUCGACGACGUACUCAAAUCAAACUUGUCCGACCACCCUCCGUUUCUGGCAUACCUUUCUGCUUGCGGAACUGGCCAGAUUGGGAAAAAUGACUUAGUUGACGAAGGUCUCCAUCUCAUUAGCGCAUUUCAGGCUGGUGGAUUUCAGAAUGUUAUUGGCACUCUCUGGGUGGUAGAUGAUAGAAUCUGCCUGGAUGUGGCGACCGAGACAUACAAAUGGAUUGCAAAUAACCAAAUGCGCAGUGAAUCAGUCAGCGAAGGGCUCCACUGGACAAUCCGGAAUCUACGAGAUCAUUGGAUCUUGGUCAAUACUGAGGAUAGGGGAGACAAACUUAGGGGUAAUGGAGGGGCUCAGAAGGUGUCACUCAAGUCAAGAGACAUGAUACCUGAUGAGGAAGACUCUCCGCUGCUGUGGGUUCCAUUUGUUCAUUAUGGUGUCUAG
This is a messenger RNA of Clonostachys byssicola, 3549 nucleotides long. The record is from the annotation of a GenBank genome assembly. NCBI's taxonomy places the organism in Eukaryota, Fungi, Ascomycota, Sordariomycetes, Hypocreales, Bionectriaceae.